Molecule: messenger RNA, 2872 nt
Organism: Siniperca chuatsi (mandarin fish)
Lineage: Eukaryota; Metazoa; Chordata; Actinopteri; Centrarchiformes; Sinipercidae
Product: ras-related protein Rab-7L1-like
Exons: 5
Coding region: 361-978 (205 amino acids)
Biological process (GO): vesicle-mediated transport
Cellular component (GO): trans-Golgi network; Golgi apparatus; vesicle
Molecular function (GO): GTP binding; GTPase activity
Source: RefSeq, a predicted model, not a curated record
AUGGCUUUUGGCAACUGCAAAAUCCGAGUGCUGAGCUGCACAGUGAGGAGGACUCAGGAGUCAGCACUGUUUAAAAAAGAUUUUAGGUUUAGAGUUGGUACAAUAUAGAGAAACAGGGUUAUCUUAAUAAUCAGUUUGGGUUUAGAAACAAGGAAGGAAGUUAAGAGUUAAAAACUGAAAGGUAGUUAAAAUGUUUAGGGUUAACAAAUGCAAAGAAAGGCUCAGGUAAAGUCAAAUCCAGGUGGGUUAUGGUCGAGUAUUUGUUUAGUUACAGCAAAACAGCUUUGCCUCAUAAAUCAUAUUUCCUGAAGUUUGAACUUUGAGCCGUUGGCACAUGUUGAUGUCUGACGGAGGAGAGCGAUGACCGAGCACCUGCUGAAAAUCCUGGUUGUUGGUGAUGGAAAUGUUGGGAAAUCCUCCUUUGUGCAUCGCUAUGUCCACGGACAGUUCAACAAGACGUACAAGAUGACCGUGGGAGUGGAUUUUUCUGUGAAGCUGCUGCACUGGUCGGAUAAAGAAAAAGUCAGACUGCAACUGUGGGACGUCGCAGGCCAGGAGCGUUUCAUAUCCAUGACCAGGAUCUAUUAUAAAGGCGCGCUGGGCUGUGUUGUGAUGUUUGAUGUCACAAGCUUGUCCAGCUUCCUUAACUGUCGCCAUUGGAAACAGGACCUGGACAACAAGGCAAUGCUGCACAAUGGAGACUCCAUCCCCUGCAUCCUGCUGGCCAACAAGUGCGACCUGGCUCAGCGGGUUGUGUCAGCAGACAGCAUCGACACUUUCAGCAAGGCCAACGGCUUCGUUACGUGGAUGGAGACUUCAGCCAAAGAAAACAAGAACAUCGGAGAGGCUAUGAGGAGGUUGGUGCAGGAGAUUUUGUCAGUUCAGUCCAGUCUGGACCCGCUCCAACCCGGACCCCAAGACAGCAUUCAUCCUCAACUGGACUCGGAGCACAACAGCAGAGGAGGAGGCUGCUGCUGAGACACUGCUGUCCUCAAUCACAGGGACAAGCAGACACAGCCAGGACCUGCUCAUUAGUUUAGAUCCUCAAGUUGUUUGAGGUGCCGCUGAGCAAGGCACUUCAGGCACCCCUAAGUACUUAGUGAGACUGUCCACUAAGAAGAGGACAGAAGAAGCACCGGGAGGCUGGCAAUAGAGGCGUCCUAGAUGUUGAUGUAAGGAUGUAUACUGUCACCAGUGCACUUAUAAUCUUCCCCGGAUAAUAAUAAGUAAAUGAUAACAGUUCUCCAACCAGGAAGUCACUGUUUUGAACAUCCAGUUACUCCAGUACAGCUGCUCCGCCACCAACAUUUCAAGAUGGGUUAUGCUGAGCAGAUCUUUGGUGUUCAGGUCUGCGUGGAUCUACAAGGACACUAUAGGUAUUGAAGUAACACACAGUAUCUCACAAGUGUUUCUAAAACCACGUUCUGUUCUAGACACUCUACGAUUAGAAAAUUCUUGGGUGGAUGACAUCAUGGGAAAGCAACAUCACCAUUUUUACCGUCACAAAGCCUAAAUCACGGUUUCUCAACAUAUUUUCUAGCCCUUUAACCCCAGUUUCAGAAUGUUUAUGUUGUCUUUAUGUGUGUAUCAGUAGGGCAAACUUUGUGUGAUGGGAGCUCCACAUGGAUAACAAAGUUAUGAUGAUAUAUGGAAACUAUAAGUUUUAUUUUUAUUUAAAAUAUAUUUAACAUCUAUCAACAAAUCAAUCUUAGAAAUUUCCUGCAACUCUAUCUGCAAAUCAGCUGCCCCACAUCGGGUCCCAAUGCGAAGGUUAAGGAACUCUAGGCUAACCUGCAUCACCGACCUUCCAUCCCUCCAGAUUUUGUGUGCCUGGAAUGCUUUCAACUAUGUAAAUAAUUAUUAAACAUGUUUUACAAACUUUAAAUUUUAAAUUCUUUCAAAUUGAGUAAAUGUAAUUUUGUUCAGUACUGCUCUCCUGUUGAAAAUCUAAAAGGAGAAACUCCUUUUAGAUUUUUUUUUUGGAAUAAACAGAAGAAGAACUGGAUGGUUAGCAUGAGCAGUGAACGCCACUAUGGCUGAACAGACAAAUAGAAACAAAAGAGCCUCACCUGCAGAAACUCAACCUGCAUCAACAGAAUAAAACAUCUCACUCAUACUGUUUGACUGACAUUGCACUUUUCCUAUAGAGCAGGUCUAGACCGUACUCUUUAUAAUAUUAUUUACAGAGACCCAACAAAUUCCACCAUGAGCAAGCACUUGGUGACAGUGGCAAGAAAAACUUCCUUUAAGAGGCAGACCCUGAGAGAGAGAGAGAGCCGUUUUUUUGGGAGUGGAGAGUGAGAGAGAGAGAGGAGGGGGGCACAAUGAAAAUACCACCUAGAAUUAUUUUUUUUUAAACAGUAGAAUAGUAAUUGUUGUGUUAAUAUUAAUAAUAGGAGUGAUCUCUGGAUAGUGUAGACAAAGACCUGGGGGGGGUGGCUGUCCUGCCCUGACAUUUUGACAACAGCUAACAUUAGCUUAGCUGUUGCCUGCGCAGAGAGCAACUGUGCACACGCCCCUUGGAUCGGGGUGUGGGUUGCCAGGUUGCAGUAGCAGAUGGGUUAAAACUGUGUGUAGUUUGACCUCUCAAAAUGAAAAAUAUUCCUAGGAGAAGGAGACAGGGCAGAUCUUGCUGAGGGACAGUGAAUGACCUACACACACACACACACACACACAAAGUUUUCACUUUUUGUAUUUGUAUUUUAACUGCAAGUCUACAAUUUAUUAUUACUAUUAUUAUUAUUAUAUCUUACUUAUCUGUAUAUAUUUUAAUAUCACAAUUCUUCUGUUUAUGUAUGUUUUUUUUUACACAUGCUUUCGCAAUGUUUACAUGUGUUUCCCGUGACAAUAAAGCCCACAUGAAUUUAAUUGA